This is a messenger RNA of Ochlerotatus camptorhynchus, 787 nucleotides long. RefSeq lists its product as uncharacterized. The record is from RefSeq and is a predicted model, not a curated record. The transcript is spliced from 2 exons. Lineage: Eukaryota; Metazoa; Arthropoda; Insecta; Diptera; Culicidae. Bases 59 to 787 code for a protein of 242 amino acids.
UCUACAAUCGGUUCUGCUUCGAAUCAAUCGGAACAAGCUAAUAUCACAAAUUAUCAUCAUGGGAUCGCUGCUAUUUGUUGGCCUGAUGAUCGGGAACGCUUACAGCGGAGGCCUUUCCAGUAUCAUGACCAUCCCACGAUACGAACCCCCAAUUGAUACGGUUCUUGAGUUGGCGCAAAGCAACAUUCCCUGGGCAUCGACUCACGACGCGUGGAUCUUCUCGAUUCUGAUGGCAACUCAACCGACCAUUGUCAAAAUUCUGCAUAAUUUUCAAACUCAUCCAAAGGAGAUCCUAAAUCAGCACACCAAACAGCUCGAUUUGGCCUACAGCGUGGAACGAUUGCCAUACAGUCACUUUGCAAUCGGUGAAUACAUCGAUGAGGAAGCCUCGCACAAAUUCCACCUUAUGAUAGAGGAUAUCUAUUGGGAAAACUGCGUAGCCAUGUCCACCAAGACUUGGCCGAUGAUGGAACAGCUGGAUCAGUUGAUACUGACGAUAUUUCAAAGCGGAAUACAGCGCUACUGGGAACUGCAGGUGGUGUCGAAGUUCGAGAACAACAAGAUACAGCUGACCAUUGCCACUUCGCGCCAUCGGAAUAACGCUGGACCAAUUAAAUUGCAGCCAUCUCAUCUGCUGGGUGCGUUCCUGAUGCUUGGCUUCGGAUUGGCCGCUGGGUUGGUGGCAUUUCUGGCCGAGCUUUUGAUGGGAAAACUGUACCUAAUGAAAGUCGCGCGUUGGAAUGCUUCCUAUGAGGGAAUGCAAUACGUGAGUAGUCGGUCAGCGUAG